UCCUUUUAUUUUAACCAAACACAAAAACACCGUCCGCGUAAACAAGCUAGCGUUAGCAUGGGUAGCUAGGUAGCAACACGGGCUACACCGCUGCAGGGAGGGGAAAGACCAACGAGCGGGUUAAUGUUGUGAAGACCAGGUCCGACAAGUUAACACACUUCAUGUUGACAUGGACGAGUCGGACACCGCAGCGAUUCUUCCCGGCGACGUCCUCGACGCGACGUCGGCGGAGGACCGACCGUCGAGCUCGUGCGGCCACAGAGACGAGGAUGACGCACCGACCACCACCACCAACACCACCGGCUGCUCCGCGCGACCCCCGCCGCUGGCUUGCCCGCUGCCGGUGUCCGUGGAGCCGGUGUUGUUCCUCUCCAUGUUCUCUCUGGCCCUGCAGGCGCCCCUGUCCACUCAGUACCUGUGGGACCGCAUCAGCGAGGACCUCGGCUACAACGGCUCCAAGAGGUCGGAGUGCGGCAACAGCUCCGCGAGCCCCGACCCCCUGCAGAAGGAGGUGGAAACUUUGACAGCCCACUGGAACCUGUACAUCAGUCUGGCAGGCUUCUCCGUAGGCCUGCUGGUGGUGCCUUUCCUGGGCUCGUGGAGCGACCGCGCCGGUCGGAGGCCGGUCCUCAUCCUCCCCAACUUUGGCCUGGCGCUGCAGGCGGUGGUUUACCUGGUGGUGAUGUACCUGAAGCUGCCCGUGGUCUACUUCCUGCUGGGCAGAAUGCUGAGCGGCCUUUCGGGGGAUUUCAACGCCAUCCUGGCCGGGUGCUUCGCGUACGUGGCCGACACCAGUGACAGAAGGUCGCGCACCUUCCGGGUGGCAGUGCUGGAGGCCUGUCUGGGUCUGUCAGGGAUGCUGGCCAGCAUCAUUGGAGGGCAGUGGCGGCGGGCGCAAGGGUACAUCAAUCCAUUCUGGCUGGUCUUGGCCACCAACUUGGCCGCAGCUAUGUACGCCUACCUGUUUGUCCGCGAGUCUGUCCUGCCAGACCCUGGUGCGAAGCUCCUCACCACUCGCCACUACAAGGCUGUCUGGCAGCUCUACUCGACGGGAGGCAGCAGCAGCGAGGCUGGUGGGAGAUUUCACAGGAGCAAGCUGUGGCUAUACACGCUGUGCUUCUUUCUGGUGGUGACUGUACAUUUCGGCAGCAGGGAGCUGUACGUGCUGUAUGAGCUGAGCUCGCCGCUGUGCUGGGGGCCCGCCCUCAUUGGCUACGGCUCUGCAGCGCAGCACCUGGCCUACCUGACCAGUCUGCUGGGGCUGAAGCUCAUGCAGCUCUGCCUGGAGGACUCCUGGGUGGCUAUCGUGGGUCUGGCCUCCAAUGUUAUCGGGCUGGUGGUCUUCUCUGUAGCCGACACCACCCAACUCAUGUUCAUGGGUUACGGUCUGUGUUUCCUCUUCAUGGCUGCGACGCCGGUGCUCAGGUCGAAGCUGUCAAAGUUGGUGGACCCAUCAGAGCAAGGUGCCCUGUUUGCCUCUGUUGCCUGUGUGGAGAGCUUGUGUUUUCUGGUGGGAAGUGGUAUCUUCAACUCUCUCUACCCAGCCACGCUGCACUUCAUGAAGGGCUUUACCUUCCUUUUUGCUGCCGUCAUCCUCUUCAUCCCCGCUGGAAUAAUCGGGACCCUGCAAUGUUUAGACCAGAGGAGAGACCAAAGAGACUCCGCAGCAUCCUGACCUGAUUAUUGCAGAGGGCAGGAACCUUACACAGGGUUAAAGUUCAUCCUGGUGUCGGGUGUGUGAGGUGAGCCACUCUGACAGAGACCACCUAAUCACACCAAAGUGAUCAAACCAAAGGAGGAAGAAUCAAAUCUCCUGAUUGACUUCAAUGAAAAACCUUUUUCGUCUUAAUUAUAAGAUGCUGGACAUUUGACUUUAAUGAAGUCUCUGUCAGCCACGCACAAUUUUUGUAUGCACACUUUGUUUCAUGUGACAACACUGCAUUCUCAGAUCCUGGGGGUCAGUCAACAAGAUACAACGAGCUCCACCUUUACCAGCUGCUACAUUAAAGGGAUGUUCAGAUAAAUACAUUGGUUAUUAUAUUCCAGAAUAUAUAAAAUAUUGAUUCUAAUACUUUUUUACUUUCACUGAGAUGAAAUUUUGAUUGCGGGAUAUCACUGGUAACAGAAUAUUUAUACAUUGUGGUACUUUUACUAGAGUAAAUAAUCAGAGUACUUGCACACUGUCAGUUGAGCGGAGUCAGCCAUUGUAAGGGUUACCCCAAAUCUGAAGUGGUAGAAUUGGUCCAUAAAACCCUCAAGCAGUGACAUCAUCAAAACUCUUCAGAUUCAAACAUGUCCAAACCCAACUAUAAGUGAAACAGCAGCAGCCAGGGAUUACUGAGUUACACCUUGACCCUCCGCCCGCCCUCCCUUCCUCCUUUUCCCAUAAAGCAGCGAGCACAGUCCAAACACCCUGAACAACACUGGAUAUUCCCAGAGCAACAGCCCUACAGCCCAACACACACACAGGGGUCACAAGGUCCACACUGAGGGGACAGGAGCUGCAGGAUCAGCCUUAAAAUGCACAAAGGGAAGUCACAACGUUAAGUGAAGCAAUAACUAAACCACUGUGAAUUGAUCUGCGUGGAGAUCAUUUGUGACACGGCACAGUUUGCUGAGAUCAUGUGAUCAGAGCCAUUCCUCAGACACACAAAGACAAAGACUGGCCAAUGAAGCUGCCUAUUCUUCGCCAUAAUCCCUUGCGUAGUAUUGAUGAAUUGCAAUUUUUUGUAUUUAUUGUAAUAGAGCUGGAUCGUCUUUGGAUUGUUUGUGAUAAAGAUUGUGGUAAAAUGUGUGUUUGUUUACAUUUCACAUGUAAUGAAGUGAAUUUAAAAAAAUGAUUUCACUACUUUUUUUUACAACACAUAAUUUUUUUAUCAUGUUUCGAAUAAAUGUACCCAAUUCUGUUUGUUUUAC
Scophthalmus maximus (turbot) is the source of this 2916-nucleotide messenger RNA. It is a transcript of the gene slc46a1, whose product is annotated as solute carrier family 46 member 1. Gene Ontology annotation, biological process: transmembrane transport. The coding region runs from base 170 to 1675 and encodes 501 amino acids. Gene Ontology annotation, molecular function: transmembrane transporter activity. The transcript is spliced from 6 exons. The record is from RefSeq and is a predicted model, not a curated record. NCBI's taxonomy places the organism in Eukaryota, Metazoa, Chordata, Actinopteri, Pleuronectiformes, Scophthalmidae. Gene Ontology annotation, cellular component: plasma membrane.